UUCGUUACAUGUAAAACUAUAUAUAUUUUUGUAAAUUUUUAUUUUUUUGUGAAUCGUCAGUAUUACUAUAUGUCAUUAUAAGUUCGUUAAUAGUGAGUGUGGUGUUAUUAUUCGUUCACCUGGACCCUGGAAUUUAUACAUGGUCCUUCGAGCCGGAUUGGUCGCGAGUGUUUUUUGGUAGUCUCCGGUGGUGGAAGAGACUACCACCCCUAGCGUCAUUACUGGACAGUGGAUUGCUGUCCAGAGCAGCCUCUUCAGUGGACCCCUGGAGAGAGGGCCCAGGAGCUGAAGGUGGAACCGGUGCAGCAGCCGGGAGUCAGGCGUGGUGCAGCCGACUCGUGAGCAGCAGCAGCCGGAGGAAGGCGCAAGGGAGGUGCAGUGGCAGUGCAACAAGCAGCGGGCGCGGUGCCGGCAGGGGGCGCCACUUAUAUGGUGGUGUAUCGUGAUAGUGAAUAAUAUUGGUUUGAAGUAAAGCCGUGAGUACUUUAAAUUAUUCAUUAUCGCGAAGAAGAAGUCAACAAUAAAUAGAAAAUUGAAACUUGGAAAUUUUGAACUUGUAAUAUCGCAGUUAGCAGUAAUUCAGGACUUGUAAUAGUUUUAAGUUAGAAGUAGUUCGACGGGGAACUUAUGCCCGAUUUCGGUCUGAAUUCUAAGACUUGUAAAAUUUCAAAAUAAUUUUAAUUUGUUUUCUUGUAUUUCAAAUAAUUGUUUACAUUUUUUACUAAAUAAAAUGGAAGCUUUUAGCGAUCUGCAAGAAGACAUUAGAGCUAUAAUGUUAAAAGCUAAGUCUAAUUUUAAGAAAUCGCCAAAAGAGCGAUUAUCGGUUGCUUAUGUAGAGACUAGGCUUGAUAACUUAGAGCAACAAUGGAGAUUAUUCUCGGACACUCAUACUAAAAUUAUAAGUCAAGUCAAAAGAUCAGAUUUGUAUAGUUCGAACUACCACAAGAAUGCAAUAUAUGACGAUGUAGAAGAGUUGUAUGUAGAUUAUAAGACUGAAUUAAAAGAGAUGUUAACUAAAUUAAGUUCGAAUAACCAAAGUGUUGUGGUAUCAGGUGGAAAUUCAGGUACACGAUUUAAGUUGCCUGAAAUAAAAAUCCCGAUGUUCUCUGGGAAAUAUACGGAGUGGCAGACUUUUAGGGACUUGUUUUUAGGGCUUGUACAUGAAAACAAGGCCCUAGAUGAUGCCCAAAGGUUUUAUUAUCUUCGAGGACACCUGACAGGAGAGGCUGAGCAGCUAUUGCGAAAUAUUAAAAUGUCAUCUGAUUGUUAUGAAAUUGCCUGGAAAAAGUUGGACGAUAUGUACAAUAAUAAACGGUUUUUAGCCAAUGGCAUUUUAAAACGUAUGCUUAGCCAAAAGAAUUUAGUUUCGGAAUCGGCUUAUGAAAUAAAAAAAAUAAUAAGUACUACGUCAGACUGUUUAGAGGCAAUAAAAAAUCUAGGUGUGGAUGUGUCUUCAUGGGAUCUGAUUGUUAUUCAUAUAAUUAGUUCAAAAUUAGAUAAGGAGACUAGAAGGGCGUGGGAAUUGAAGGUGGCCUCGGACUCAAGGGACGAGCUACCAACAUUUGAAGAAUUUUCACAAUAUUUGUAUAGUCGCUUUAGGGGUUUGGAACAGUUAGACAAGGAAUAUAUUGAGAAUAAUAAACAGCCAAAACAUCCACAACCAAAAGGGACGCAUUCAUUUCAUUUACUAAAAGAAAAAGGCCUGUUAUCAUGUACAUUUUGCUCAGCUGAUCAUAAGAUUAAUUAUUGUCCGAAAUUUCGUAAAGAAUCGAAUGAAGCGCGACGUAUGUUUGCGCUAGAAAAUAACUUGUGUUUCGUUUGUUUACUCAACAACCACUCUGCAAAAAAUUGUAAAAACACUCUUAAGUGCCAGGUGUGUAGACACCGCCACCAUUCUUUGCUGCACCCAAGCGGUGCAUCUGGGUCCAAUAUUGGUGAAGAUGAGAGUACGAUUCACGAGGAAUUAUCAUCAGUCGCUUCAACGUCAGCGAAGGAUGAGAUUAAAAAUUGUAAUACUGUAGUGACCGCGCAAGCGGAGGGAUCGAGCAAGCCAAUGGUAUCGUGUCUUUCGACAGGGACUAGCCGUAAAACGGUUUUAUUAACUACCGCUUUGAUCAAAGCGGAGUCGAAAGACGGUUCAUAUAGGGUGGUUAGGGCUUUACUCGAUCAAGGAUCACAAGGUUCGUUUGUGACAGAAUCUACAGUCCAGUAUUUGGGAUUAGAUAAAACACCUUCAAAGCAAGUUGUGAUAGGUGUAGGUGGGGACAAGAGUGCUACGGCCAAGUCCAGUGUGACUCUCACAUUGAGGUCUAGAAUAGACCCCAGUGUCGUCAUUAGGGUUAAUGCAUUCGUCCUGAAGUCGGUCUCAACUGUUCUCCCAGCUGCAAAGGUAGUCAGGGUAGAAUGGGUAGAUUUGACUGAUGAUGACUUGGCUGAUCCAGAAUAUUACAGGCCUAAUAAAAUUGAUGUUUUAUUAGGUGCUGAAGUCUACAGCCAGGUCAUCCAGGAGGGUAUUAAAAAGAAUAUAACUGGGUCAUUAUUAGCUCAGAAUACUAAAUUAGGGUGGAUAUUGUCAGGUACCUUUGACGUCGACCAGACAAUAAAUUCAUCACACAUUACCGUUAUGCAUUCAAAUCUUGUAGAAGAUGACAUGCUUAAAAAAAUAUAUGAACUGGAAGCAGAACCUCCUAGAAAGAAAAUGCUUACGGAGGAAGAAAAUAAAUGCGUGAAGUUAUUUGCAGCUACGACGGAACGCGACAGUAAUGGUAGAUACAUUGUAAGACUACCAUUGCGUAAUGUGGACCCGACUUGUGCGGUUGGUGAGACCAGGAGCAUUGCUGAAAAAAGAUUCAAAGGGUUGGAAGUAAAAUUUAAGAAAAACGAAAAACUUAAAGAAGAAUAUGGGAAAGUAAUAAAAGAGUAUUUACAGUUGAAUCACCACGCCGUUGUCCGGGAGGAUAAAGAAACAUCAAAGGUUCGCGUCGUAUUCGAUGCCUCCUGCAAAGGAUCGAAGGGAAUGUCACUGAAUGACAACAUGUUAGUAGGCCCUACCUUGCAGGCAGAUCUCCGCCAUACAAUUAUACGAUGGAGAACGCAUCACAUAUGGUUUGUAGCAGACAUUGUGAAAAUGUAUCGUCAAGUUCUGGGACACAAGAAUGAUACAAUACUACAAGGUAUUCUCUGGCGCGAUGAUCCUGAAAAAGAAAUUAAUAAAUAUCAAUUGAAAACUGUUACCUUCUUUACUGAGUCGACUCCAUUUCUGGCUAUACGGGGUCUUCAACAGCUCUCUUACGAUGAAUGUUGUGCUGAACCUGGAAUGUCUAAGAUAAUUUUAGAAGACUUCUACAUGGAUGAUGUAAUGACAGGAGCUGAAAAUAUAGAAGACUGUUUCAAGAUAUACACUAAACUAAAGGAAAUAUUAAUAAAAGGAGGUUUUCCAUUACAAAAAUGGAAGAGUAACAGUCAAAAACUAUUAAAUAAAAUUAUGGAUAGAAAAGGAACCACAGAGGAAUUAAAAAUAAAAAUAGACAGUAUUACCAAAAUCUUGGGACUUACCUGGAACUCGAACGAAGAUGUCUUUCAGUACACUGUGGAAUUUCGAGCGCUGGCAGCACCUGUAACAAAAAGAAAGGUUAUUUCGGAGAUUUCGAGAUUGUUUGACCCUUUAGGUUGGUUGGCACCUAGUAUCGUUCAAGCUAAGAUAUUUAUUCAAAAAUUAUGGCUAGCAGGAAUGGAAUGGGAUCAAGCAAUUCCAAGUAACUUAUUGCAAGAAUGGUUGACUUACCAUAGUAGUUUAACUUCCUUGAUGAAUAUUAGGAUUCCGCGAUGGAUGCACCAUGAAGAUAAAAACACGAUUACCGAAUUACAUGGUUUUUCUGAUGCCUCAAAAAUGGCGUACGCCGCGGUGGUUUAUUUGAGGGUUGUGGACAAAGAAGGGAAUGUUCAUAUUUCUUUAGUAACAGCAAAAACGAAGGUUGCACCCAUUAAACAAGUGUCCAUUCCUCGACUAGAACUUUGUGGGGCUGUUCUUCUAGCCAAAUUGAUGGCUGAAGUAGGAGAAGUAUUGGGUGUCCAAAAGCUUGACUGGCACGCAUGGACAGACAGUGAAGUAGUGCUAGCUUGGCUCAGCAGCCACCCUAGUCGUUGGAAAACGUUCGUGGCUAACCGUGUUUCUGAUAUUUUAAGUAUUUUGGACACACAUCACUGGUCUCAUGUGUCAACAAAACACAAUCCCGCAGAUUGUGCAUCUCGCGGCGUUUCAUCGGUUGAACUCCAGUCCAUGACGAUAUGGUGGCGAGGCCCGGAUUUCUUAAGACAGCAAGUAUUAGAGUAUAAAAAACCAAAACACCUAAUGACUCGAUUAGAAGAAGUUAAGGUUAAUUCGUGUACGUUGGAUGUGACUUUUUGGAAUCGAUUUUCAACACUGCAAAGAAUGAUUCGUGUAGUAGCUUAUAUUCGUAGGUUUUUAAAGGUAAACAGACAGAGUAUGAGGUCAAAUCAUCUGACUAAACAAGAAUUAGAUGAAGCAUUAGAAGUCUGUAUAAGGAAAAGUCAAGAAGAAGGAUUAAGUAACACAUUAGAAGAGUUAAGAAAGAAUGAGAUGUGUGAGAAAGGAAGUCUUAAGUCGUUAAACAUAUUUCUUGAUUCGAAAGGAAUUAUAAGAGUUGGAGGACGGUUGGAAAUGGCGCAACUGAAUUAUGACCGGAUUCAUCCCAUUUUGAUACCGAAGGAGUCUUUUUUGACGAAUCUUUUAAUUGCCGAGGCGCAUGCGAAAACUAUGCAUGGUGGACCUCAAAUGAUGUUGACGUAUUUGCGAGCCAAGUAUUGGAUAUUAGGAGUUAAACUAUUGGUUAAAAAAUUUGUAAGGGCUUGUGUUAAAUGUAUUCGAUAUAACUCAAAGGUUAGAACGCAACUAAUGGGACAGUUGCCUUCAGCACGAGUCACCCCUAGCAAACCGUUUCUCUGCAGCGGAGUAGACUACGCUGGACCUAUAAACAUAAGAGUAUCCAAAGGUCGAGGUAAUAAAUCCUACAAGGGGUACAUCGCCUUAUUUGUGUGCAUGUCCACUAGAGCGGUGCAUUUGGAGGCAGUUAGUGAGCUAAGCACAAAGGGUUUCCUAGCUGCGUUCAAGAGAUUUGUGGCAAGACGUGGCAGGUGCGCUGAACUAUACAGUGAUAAUGCCACAAAUUUUGUGGGAGCAGCACGUGAGCUUGCGAAUAAUGGUACGGAGUGUCACUUUAUUCCUCCUCAUGCACCUAAUUUCGGUGGCUUAUGGGAGGCAGGUAUAAAGUCCACUAAGCAUCAUCUAAAAAGAGUCAUUGGCAAUUCUACGUUAACGUACGAGGAAAUGGCAACGGUGUUGGCUCAAAUUGAGGCAUGCCUCAAUUCAAGGCCAUUGUCCUACGUAGAAGAUCAGGACAAGAUGUCAGUUUUGACACCUGGUCAUUUCUUGUUAGGGGAGUCACCAGUUGUGCCGCCAGAUGCAAGUUACGAGAGCACAACGAAUAUUACCAAUUUGAAGCGGUGGCAACUCUGUCAGAAGAUGAUGCGGGACUUCUGGAGAAGGUGGUCGCACGACUAUCUUCACCAAUUCUUACAGCGAUAUAGAUGGUCUUACAAAACUCCGGAACCCUCUUUGGGUAGUAUAGUAUUAGUAAAGGAGGAUAAUAUGCCUCCAGGAAAGUGGUUGUUAGGUAGGAUUGUUCAAAAACAUCCUGGGACAGACGGUAUUACUCGUGUAGUCACAAUCCGUACUCAAUCAGCAACCAUGAAGAGACCUACAUCUAAACUAUGCAUUUUGCCGGUAGUAGUUUAGUUAUAAGCGCUGAUAAAUGUCAUAAAGUGCCAUUUUUAGUUAUUUUAUUUAGCAUGGAUUAAGUUUAUUUGCUGUCAAGGAAUUGGAAGUUUGAGUAAAACUUAUUUAUUUUUUGUUGUUUAUGGAAAUAUAAUUUGUUUGUUAGUUAUUCUACAUCAGCUUCAAUUAAAAUUUAUUGAGCACGGUGGGCGGUGUAGAAGGACAUUGAGCAAUAUGUCCUUGGUGGGCGGUAUGUUCAACGUUGUAUACGAAGCCGUAGCGCGAUCAAUUGCAUUUUUAAAUAUAUUUCAACAUUUAUUGUAAAAAGGUUUGACCCAA
Molecule: messenger RNA, 6133 nt
Organism: Trichoplusia ni (cabbage looper)
Lineage: Eukaryota; Metazoa; Arthropoda; Insecta; Lepidoptera; Noctuidae
Exons: 2
Coding region: 731-5815 (1694 amino acids)
Biological process (GO): DNA integration
Molecular function (GO): nucleic acid binding
Source: RefSeq, a predicted model, not a curated record